This is a messenger RNA of Spirodela intermedia, 996 nucleotides long. The record is from the annotation of a GenBank genome assembly. Lineage: Eukaryota; Viridiplantae; Streptophyta; Magnoliopsida; Alismatales; Araceae.
AUGGCGAGGGUGCGGAUCGAGGUCUGCAUGAUCUCCGCCCGGGGUCUCCGCCGGUCGUCGCCGCCAUGGAAGCCUCAGUGGUUCGCCGUGGGUUGGGUCGACGCCAACAACAAGUACUGCACCAGGGUAGAUAGCUCGGGGAGCUCCAGCCCCACCUGGAACACCAAGUUCUCCUCCAUUAUCGACGACGGGGGGAAGGAUUCGGUGCUCACGGUGGAGGUUUACAGCAGAGACCCCUUCUUCCUCCGAGAGAAGCUCCGGGGCACCGCCACCGUGAACCUGACCGAGUUCCUGCGCAGGGCCGGCAACGGCCCCGCCGGACCGGAGGUGAUGAGCUACCAGCUGAGGAAGAAGAAGUCUUCCAGGGCGAGAGGGUUCGUCGACGUCUCCGUUCGCGUCUCCGACGGUGAGCAUGGAUCUUCAUGGCAGAAACAAAAUAAUUUCUUCAAAAAAAAUAAAUCUACACCUGUUAUCUAGACUCAUCGAUGAUUUUUUUUUCUAGUUCGUGGAAUCGGGGAUUUAGAGAGAUCUCUGCUUCUGUUUCCUUCUCCAUCUUAACCUAAUCUAGCUGCAGGCAGUCGCGACGGAAGCCGGGACUGGGAUAGCGGAAGCGGCAUCUCCCUGGUAGUGGACGACGGGCCGAGCUUUCCUCAUCGGAACGAGCCGCCGAUCUAUCCAACGGCUCAGAACGGGAUACCUUCCGGUAACUACCCGAACCAGUUGCCGACGGGGAUGGAGCAGCGGCGGCGGCCGGGGACUCCGCCGCCGCCGUCGCCGCCGGCGAACGCAGGCUUCAUCCCGUCUUUCUUCCCGGGAAUCAGCAGGCUGCCGGAGAGCUACGUGAGCCAACCGAAUUCCGGGAGUACGGUGGCGCACGGCGGCGGUAGUGCGUUCGGAGCAGGUGUCGGAGCUGGGGCUCUGGCGGCGGGGGCCGUCAUCUUCGGCGACGAUUUCUUGUGGGCGCAGGAUAUUCCGCUGGCCUUCGGGAGGAGGUAG